GAAAAUGAAGCCGAUAUGGAGGAUAAUUCCAAUGUCCCGAAGAUGUCGCUCCUAAAGCUUUUCUGGUUUGUCUUCUACAACUUCGGUCUUUUUGCAUGGGGAGGUCCAGUUGCACAGAUGGCCCUCAUCAAAGAACGACUGGUCAUUCAAGACAAAUGGAUAACACUCGCCAGAUUCCAGAGAGUCUUUGCUGUUUAUCAGAUCCUUCCAGGUCCGGAGGCUGCAGAACUCUGCAUGUUCUUCGGCUGCUUGUCUGCUGGUCGACUUGGAGGUGUCAUUGCGGGCAUUGCAUUCAUGUUACCUGGGUUCGUCUUGAUGUUACUUGCGAGUUAUCUAUACUCUCUCGCAGGCUUGGAGAACAAGUAUUUCAACGCCUCCUUCAGAGCUCUGCAACCGAUUGUUGCUGCAAUGAUUCUUAAAGCGACCCACAAGAUAGCAGACCACUCUGUCAUCAGUCACACCACAAAGAAAAUCGAUGCAUUCCUAAUCAUCGCUGCCAUCUGCACAGCAAUCAACGGUGCUUUGCACAUUAACAUUUUCAUUUCCCUGGGCUUCUACGGUAUGUGGUACAUGCUCAUCUUCCGACGUCUCUUCAUCCCAGCAGCAAUCCUCUUCAUCCUCCAAUACGUCGGUUUCGCAAUCUACGUUGUGUAUCGUGGAUUCCCCUCUCCCGUCUCCCUCGCUCUUGGAAUCGCACCAACCCCCACGCUCGCGAAUCUCCUCGUACUCGGUCUUGUGGCAGGGAGUCUCUCAUUCGGGGGCGCAUAUACUGCUAUCCCCUUCAUUCAAGUCGAAGCUGUCCUCAAGGGUCGCUGGCUAUCUCAAAAUGUGUUCAUCGAUUGCAUUGCUAUCGGAAACGUCUUACCGGCCCCGCUGGUGAUCUUUGCGACAUUUGUCGGAUUUCAAGGAGGAUUGGUUUGUAGUGGGCUUGGGAACGCAUUUGCUGGCGCAGUGGUCAUCACCCUGGGGAUGUGGUUUCCGUGCUUCUUGUUCACAGUUAUGGGUCAUUCAUUAUUGGGAAAGCUGGUGAGGAAUAAACUUCUUGCAAGCUUCUUUGACGGACUCUGCGGGGCUGUGGUGGGUGUCAUCGCCAUCAUUGCGGCUCAGAUUCUCAAGAGUAGUGUUGAGGGUUCACCUAGAAACGAUGAACUUGGUGGCUUGAAUAGUGCUGCUCGUAGCAGAAUUUCACACACUGGGUCAGCGGCGGUGAUUUAUGUUGUAUCGUUGGGCGUGCUGUACAAGUUCACCAACAAGUACACCCCGCUCUUGUUGCUGGUUUCUGGAGCGGUCGCGGGGCAGAUUAUCUUUGUGUGAUGUGCUUGGUUGAGGCCGAGGUAGGGGUGGGAAAUAUGAGCUUGAUGUGAUGAGAUAAAUGGAUGGAGGUUAUUAUUGGAAGUUCCAUGAGAUAGGAAGCUGUGCCUUGCCAAGAUAUCGG
Hyaloscypha bicolor E is the source of this 1435-nucleotide messenger RNA. RefSeq names its product chromate transporter. Gene Ontology annotation, biological process: chromate transport. The coding region runs from base 16 to 1314 and encodes 432 amino acids. Gene Ontology annotation, molecular function: chromate transmembrane transporter activity. The record is from RefSeq and is a predicted model, not a curated record. The transcript is spliced from 4 exons. Lineage: Eukaryota; Fungi; Ascomycota; Leotiomycetes; Helotiales; Hyaloscyphaceae.